ACAAGUCCACAGUCGACGUCCAACGGCAGGGAAGACCGGUUCAAGGUUGGAAAAACUGAGUCAUCACACCACCCGCCGAAAAAAUGUACAACAAAGGCACCAAAUCCACGUUCUCCAGCUCAUCGCAGCAGUACAGUAGCUUCCGAUCAGCAACGGCCACUUCUUCGUCCACCACAUCAAGGACGGUCACUUCCGGUGGAGUUCUGUCUUCCACGGUGAACUCGAGCAGCAAUUCCUCAACUCAACAUCAGAGCGCCUUCCGGCGGAGUUCAGCGACGGCGAUCUGCAACUCACCAACAGCAAUCACUCGAAACGAACGGCCGUACAACUCCGUCCGAGGGCCUCUUGGACAGUCUUACUCUGGAAGUGUCACCGGAGCGGCCAUUGGAGCUUUGGGAGGUUACGGUAGCAACCGGUUGGAGCGAUCUACCUCUAGCAUUAAUCGACCUCUGGCGCUGCCCAGCAGCACUUCUGUGACCACGGGUAGACCCCCGUUGAGUCCACUACCCCAGAAGACCACCUGGGACGCGAAACCAUACCCGGGAAGCUCGUUCAGUUCUGGGAACAGCGGAACAGCAGCAGCUUCUUCUGUCCGGCCUUCAAGCAGCUACUCAAGUCCAUCGACCUCUUCAGGAAUCGUUCGGUCGCCUUUCGGAUCAACCUCCAGUACAGCUAGCAGUUCGGUGGAGCGGUACAACUUGCGGGAUCAGAAGGGCUACGUUUUGAUUUUCCACCACAAGCACUUCAAAAAUGCCAAAGCCAUCAGGGAGGGUAGUGAGAAGGAUUUGCAGCUUUUGAAGCACUUUUUCACAAGGUAUCGCGUGAAGAAACCGGACAUCUGCGAGAAUUACACCGUGUUGCGGAUCAAGGAUAAGAUGAGGAAAAUUGCAGAAAAAGACUUCAGCAAGUACUCCUGCCUGCUCGUGAUUGUCAUGAGCCACGGAGAAACCAAAGACCGAAUCCAAGCGUACGAUAACCUGUACAACUUUGAACAGGAAGUGGUUGAGCGCGUACUGACGAACACCACCCUCAAGGACAAGCCAAAGCUGUUCUUCAUUCAGGCUUGCAAGGGCAGUGCAACGAUGCAGCAUGAUGUGACCUCGGUGGCAACGAACAAAAAUGACAUGCUAAAGUGUUACAGCACUUAUGAAGGAACUGUUUCUCUGAGGGACCCAAGAUUAGGAACCUACUUCAUACAAACACUGUUCACUCUCAUCGACGAGCAGGGUGAUAAGGACGUUGCUGAUCUGAUGAUACUUACACGAAAGCGAUUCAAGGAUGACAAAGUCCCGCAAGCUCCAACCGACACCUCGACGCUGACUAAAAAGUUUUACUUUCGGGACCUUAAAUGAUCGAUUGUUCACAAUAGUAUUCAGUUACUUGUAAUAGUUGUCAUACUCUCUGGGUUAGAUUUUAGUAUAAGGUUAGCGUAUAAUAUAUUAAAAUUGUAUACCAAAAAUAAAACAGA
Messenger RNA from Culex pipiens pallens (northern house mosquito), 1468 nucleotides. Its product is annotated as caspase-7. Gene Ontology annotation, biological process: proteolysis; apoptotic process. The record is from RefSeq and is a predicted model, not a curated record. The coding region runs from base 84 to 1352 and encodes 422 amino acids. Lineage: Eukaryota; Metazoa; Arthropoda; Insecta; Diptera; Culicidae. Gene Ontology annotation, cellular component: cytoplasm. The transcript is spliced from 6 exons.